UUUUGUGUAAAAAAUAAAAAUUUGCACAAAAAAACUAGCAAAACCCUUCUCUCUCCUCUCUUCACUAUCUCUCUUACUCCCUCUCUCCAAGUCAUAAGUGCGCUCAAUGUGUGUGGGCGUUUCAGCGUUUGUAUAUAUAUCGCUCUCAACUCUUCAUUUUAAUGGCGUGAGCGUGCACAGAAGUAACAGACCGUACUACUACUCUUGGCUAAAACCGUGAAAUAUCAAAAAUCAAAAACCCAUUUUUCUCAAAUUUCAUAAAUUUCCUUUUUUUGUACCCCUUCAAUCAAAAUUUCUUGACAGAUUGAAAAAAAAAAGCGACGAAAAUUCCUCCAUCCAUCAUCGUUAAUGUUCAUGUAUUUUUCCUUAAAUUUUGUCUCUUUUGUUUGAAAUUUUGAUCUGGGGUUUUGUUUUUGUUUUUUGUUUUUUGUAUUUUUUUUUGUUUUGUGACCUUUUUUUUCGCUGACUCUGUUGUGUCAAACCAAAUCACAGUAUUAGCGUAAUUUUGGGGUUGUUUGUUAAGGUUUUAGAGAAACCAGUAUGAAGAAAGGUGAAAAGGAAAUGGAGGGUAAUUAUUAUUUUUAUAAUUCUGGUGAAGCUUCUCAUUAUUAUAAUCAACAACUACCAAUGUAUGAUUCUAGUUUUGUUCAACCUCCAUCAAAUUCUGGGUUUUGUUGUCCAGAUUUUGUUGUUGGUUCGUCGUCAUCAUCUUCAUCAGUGACAAACCCUUUUGAUCACUCACGUUUUCCCACGCCAAAAUCCCAAUUUGUAGAUCAAUUUUGUGUGGGUCCAAAUGUAUCAGAUUCUUCUUCUUCUUACUAUAGGAGGGUUAACAACGGUGUUAUUGGUGGGGUCAUGGUGGAUGAACUCGGUUUAUCUAGAGAUUUCCAGAAGCUGAAUGUUGGGAAUUCUGAUGUUGUUGACAAUUUGGGGUUUAGGAUGUCUGAUUGUAGUAGUACUAAUGUUGCUGAGAAUUUUGGGGUUUUAGGGAGUUUUUACAACAUUAACAACAACAACAAUGGGUUUUCUGGUAAUGGAGGGUUUCAAUCUUCUGUGUAUAGGGAUGAAAAGGGUGUUAAGGAUUCUAGAUUGGGUCAGAGAGGAGGGUUAAAUGGUAAUCUAGGCGAUUCAUUCGGGUCGAAUCCGGGUUAUCCUGCUUCUGUGCAUGGUCAUCACAACUGUUUGAUUAAUUUUCCUUUAGAUGGGAUGACUCAGGUAGGAGAUGACUGUUGGGGGAAUGGUGGGGUUUCACCACUAAGAGGAAACAAGUACAUUGAACCUUUAUCUGUGUAUGAAAAUGGCGAUUUUCAAGGUAAUGUUCCAAUUCCUAGAGGGGGUAAUGUAGGGUACAGUGAUGAAAUUCCCUUUCAAAUGGAGCCUGGAUUUGGCCCUCAUAUUGUUGGUAAUGGUGUCCCUUUACAGCAGUAUAUGAUUGAUGGUUUUACCUCUUGGGUGAAUUCUCAGAAUUUGUCUAUGUAUAAUAAGCUUGGAUUGAAUGAAGCUGCUUUGUUAGAGCAAUAUGGAAGGCAGUAUUCUGAAAAAAUGAGAGCUGAGAAUUUAAGUAGGAAGAAUGUAUUGUAUAACUCUAUGAGGGAGAAGAAGAUGAGAGUUGUUGAAGAAAGGGAAGUUUCUUUGAUGAAAAGGACAAGAGAUCUUGAAAGGAACUCGAUCUUACGAGAUAAUAAGGGAUCGAAUAAUGGAGUGAUUGGUAAGAGUUACCAGUUAAGUGGGCGUAUGAAGAACUUGCCUAGUAACAUUGAGGAGAGGAACUUUGAACAACUCAAUAUUCUGUUCCAAUCUGUAAAGGAUUGUGAAAAUGGUAGCAAUGUGGUUAGGUUUGAUCCCUUUGUUCAGACUCUAUAUAAUUCAUUGAUUGAGGUUGAGGGUAACAUUUAUAUCAUGGCAAAGGAUCAACAUGGUUGUAGAUUAUUGCAGAAGAUGUUUGAUGAAGGGACAUUUGAGGAUGUGCAGAACAUAUUUAACGAAAUCAUUCACCAUGUUGUAGAGUUGAUGAUGAACUCCUUUGGAAAUUAUCUAAUCCAGAAAUUGUUGGAUGUUUGCAAUGAAGAACAGAGGAUGAAGAUUAUACAUGUGGUGACUAAAGACCGCGGUGAACUUGUUAGAGUUUCCUUGAAUACACAUGGUACACGAGUGGUGCAAAAAUUGAUCGAGAGCCUUAAAACAAGGAGGCAGAUUUCAUUGGUUGUACGAUCUCUUGAACCAGGAUUUCUUGAUCUUACAAAAGAUAUUAAUGGGAAUCAUGUUGUCCAACGUUGCUUGCAAUGCCUUAGCAAUGAUGAUAACAAGUUCAUCUUUGAAGCUGCUGCAAAGUUCUGUGUGGAGAUUGCUACUCAUAGGCAUGGGUGUUGUGUCCUUCAAAGGUGCAUUGAGUAUUCCUCUGGUGAACACAGACAGAAGUUGUUACACAAAAUUUGCAGCAAUGGCCUUCUUCUUGCUCAAGAUCCUUUUGGAAACUAUGUUGUCCAGUUCAUCAUCGAGCUCAAAAUUCCAUCUGCUACAGCACUGUUGGUCUCUCAAUUUGAAGGGAACUAUGUUCAUCUCUCCAUGCUGAAAUGUGGCAGCCAUGUCGUUGAAAAAUGCUUGAAGUUUUACGAGGAUUGCCAUGCAAGAAUUGUGUAUGAACUGCUCUCAGUUUCUAAUUUCGAUCAAAUUCUUCAGGAUCCUUAUGCCAACUAUGUGGUUAAGUCAGCACUUGAAUCCACCAAGGGUGCCCUGCAAGAGUCUCUUCUUACAGCUGCCCGUGCUCACUCAGUACUACGUACCAACCCGCAUUGCAAGAAGAUCUUCAGCCGAGUGCUGAUGAAGAAGUAAGGCGAGAAGCUUUUUUGUAUGUUGUUUCUGCAGAACGUAAAGAAUUAAUGUUGUUUGUUUGUUUGUUACUUUCUACAAUAACUUUGUGUGUUGGAAAUAUGUGCCACUCUCUACUCGAUCAGUACGUGUUAGCUUCUUUAGCUAGAGAAAAUCUAACACGAUCGAUCGCAUGGGUAUGUACAUGGUCGGUUUUGGAUCCCCGUUUCCAUGAGUGCCGCAUAAGAGAAUUUUUGCUUGGUCUCUCAGACAGAAAGAAGACGUGAGUUGUAUAGCUGCUUGUUGUCAUGUUUGCCGCGACUUCAGGCUGAAGUUAUAGAAGUGUUUUACUGUUAACAUUGAGACUAUGAAGUGUUGUUUUUUUAGGGUUGUAAAAAUGUGUGUUUUUUUGUGACAUUUUUCCAAGUGAAUUGGUUCCUUUACGUUGAACGUAUGUUUUGCAUGGCCAACUUGAUAUUACUGUAUAUUAUAUGGUACUUGGGGGCCAUAAUAUGAUGCUCAGACCAUUAUUAUUAUGGUAGGGCUCCAUUGUUUUUGUUAUUGUACGGAAUUUGUCAUUUGCACAUGAAGCCAACAAUUUGCACAUUGAACUUGUUUUAUAUUUCCUCACUUCUUCGGAGGAAUUGGGGUCGUGUUAUGAAUUGUUA
Messenger RNA from Spinacia oleracea (spinach), 3476 nucleotides. RefSeq names its product pumilio homolog 12. Gene Ontology annotation, biological process: post-transcriptional regulation of gene expression. The transcript is spliced from 5 exons. Bases 541 to 2832 code for a protein of 763 amino acids. Gene Ontology annotation, cellular component: cytoplasm. Gene Ontology annotation, molecular function: mRNA binding. NCBI's taxonomy places the organism in Eukaryota, Viridiplantae, Streptophyta, Magnoliopsida, Caryophyllales, Amaranthaceae. The record is from RefSeq and is a predicted model, not a curated record.